Molecule: messenger RNA, 2642 nt
Organism: Camarhynchus parvulus
Lineage: Eukaryota; Metazoa; Chordata; Aves; Passeriformes; Thraupidae
Gene: SMIM18
Product: small integral membrane protein 18
Exons: 2
Coding region: 142-438 (98 amino acids)
Source: RefSeq, a predicted model, not a curated record
GGCCAAUGGAAGGAAAGCUCCAUCUUAGCUGUGCCAUAGGCUGCACUAAAAAAAGGGACCAGAACGGCGCUCUCUCAGCAUCCUUUCACACAAGAGCUCCCAAAUCUGUGCCAGUGAGCAUACCCAGGCAGCUCCUCAAGGAUGGCAACCCUCAACAGCACCCACUGGAAUGAAACUACUACAUCCAUCUCCCAGUAUCUGGGCUUCCAAGUGCAAAGAAUUUACCCUUUCCAUGACAACUGGAACACUGCCUGCUUUGUCAUCCUGAUCAUAUUCAUCUUCACUGUAGUUUCUCUGGUGGUGCUGGCUUUCCUGUAUGAACUGCUGGACUGCUGCUGCUGUGUGAAAAACAAAACUGUGAAGGACUUGGAGAACGAGCCCAAUCCUGUCAGAGCAAUGCUGAACAGCUUCAGGAAGCGAGACACAGAGGUGGUGUAGGAAGCACUGAGCACCUGCACUUGGACAACUUGGUUUGACACCUGGAAUGAAGCCUCCUGUAGCUUACAAACAAGCAAGUUGUGUGCUUUUUUCUUUUGGACUUAAAUAUCCACAGUGGCAGUUUUAUCUCUGGAUGUGAGCUGGAAUAAUUGGCAAAGGUUUUCCAAGUGCUCAGCAGAAAGACAAUCUACUGCAGUGUUAUGGGAGGGAAAAAGAUUGUUGCUUUUAGAUGAACUGUUGCUGUUUAUAUUGAGUGACUAGCAUAGAAUUUUGUCUACCUGACCGAACAAAUGCUGCCUAACGUGCAUAAAACUCUGUUGCUUAACUGAAGAAAGCAUUUAUAAAAUGUCCAACAGUCUGAUCACAUUCCAUGCAAAGACAGCAGUGUUGUCCCACUGAGUCAACCACACAGGGACAGGACAGACAGAUAAGGGGUAAGAAAAAAGUUGGGAGAGGAGGGCUGAAGGGCAAGAGGGGACAGGGCGCAUUCUAGCCUUUGGCAGUGCUUUUUAUUAAGGGUUUCUUGCUUUUAGAAGAGAGGGUGGUGGGAGGAAGACUAAGCCAACAAGAAAUGUAUCCCUAAAAUGGUCUCUUCUAGUUCUCCUAAGGGUAGUUUGACCCUUUCUUCCCCCACUUCUCCAGUUCCAGGGAGCUGUUCUUCCCUUACUUCAUAUGCAGUCUGGCCAACAAUUUCUGGGUGCUGACACCUGCAUAACCCACUACCUUCAGAACAUCUGACCCUAUCCAAAAAUACUGCUGGAAAUGAACAGGGACAAUUCUCUGCCUCAAGGCUGCUGCUUCUGUGGCAACCACAACACUACAGGGAGUGGGACAUGCCGGAUCUAUCACCCCUAUCCCAAACUUUCAAAGCCAAACUGGAACUGGUGGAGUUCUUGCCAAGAGCACAGGGAGACGGGCCACAGCCCUCCCACACUGAAGAGGGGGAUUGCACCCAGCCCAGGUGCAGAUUUCAGCACUUUGCACAAGAGAAUCUCACUUGACUCAUCUCACUUGACUUCAUCUGCUUGCUGACACACCCAGAGUUCACACUCACCCCUUGCUCAUGUCCUGGCCACAGAACUCUCACACUUCUGGCUCACCGGCCCCCUGUAGCGGUGCUGUGUCAGUGGUUUUUAAAAUCGUUCAAGUUUUGCAGUUACAAAUGACAACUGUAAUAAAAAUGUCCAACAGUGUAGCCAACAGUAACUCCUGGCAAGUCCUUCACCCUCCUGAACCCCCACAGAAAUGUCCCAGAACAAAGCUACAUGUGGGACAAGUUAUUUAACCCCAGAAAACAUUCCUGUCACGAAGGAAACAAAACCCACCUAAAUGGCCACAGCCACAAGAGACCUCACAGUCCAUCCAUGUCUGAAAAACCUUGACCAGUACCUAUAAUGAUCUCUUUUUUUAUACAUAUCCAACCCCCCUCUCAGGCUGAGCGUGACUAAGCUCCAGAAGAUCUGGACACAGUGGAAGACUUGCUAAUUGACACUGGUUGGGGAGAUGGAGUCACAAGACAUCCCGGGCAGGAUGAACUAGCACAGCUAGUCCAGUGAUUCACCUGGAGAAGCAAACUCCCUCCUGCAGUCACAAAUCCCCACAGACACACUUCUUCAAGCCCAAAAUCAAAAGCACAACUGAUGGAAGCCAGUGCCCUGAGUACAAGAUCAUUCAGGACUCACACUGAGAUGGAUGAUGGAGAUAAUGCCAGUGGUGAUAAGGAUGACAUGCCACCUUCUACUGUGUGACAGCUUCAGACUGGGAAGCCCUGCUCAAGAGGCCAGAGUAACCAUCAGGAUGCACUGAAUUAAAUCCUGGCUCUCUCCUAAAAGGAAAGGCUCUGGACACUUGCAGCAUUCCCACAAAGUGCCCAUCAUGCUGCACACAAGAGGGCAGUGCGUGCAGCACGCCAGCCUCUGCUGCUCUGGCAACGCCUUCCCGAGAAGCACAUGGAGUGACAUAUGUUGGGACUCAUCCCAGCUUUUUAUUUCACAGGUCUGCAAAGGGGAACGGGGGUGGGCACAAGGAACAGAAGGCAAAGGUGGCCCCUUGCACAGUACCAGAGAAGACUCAGGAUGAUUCUUUCCCACAAAAGAGCCCCUGAAGAUUCUGGCUCUUGACAACUGUCAGCAGAGACCACUGAGACAAAGGUCUUAAGACAAAGACCACAGCCACAAUUUACUAUUGAUUAAUAAAAUGAAACA